AUGGGGAAAAUAGCUGUUUCAUUAGGGCUGAUCAGCUGUGGCCAUGAUGCUGCUGCUCUUCCUCCAGUCCGCGCCGCUUCUCCGAGCAACGUGGCAGAGCCGUGCCCGUGCCACCCAGCACGGUUGUGGCCAAGAACCUGCAGCAAAUGGUCCGUGCUGGUGUGGAGCCGCGGGUUCGCAGCGCUGCGCUGCCGGGGUGGAAACCCGCCCGGCCGGGCCCGGGCCCCGCGGCGGCGGCGUUGCCACGGCCACGGCAGCGCCGCCGCACUGCGCCUGCGCGGGAGAGGGGCUCGGCCGGCCGCGUCCGGCUGCCCCUCAGACACGGCUCGGCACCGGCCCGGGCCCGCUGUGCCUCACACAGGGCUCGGCACCGGCCAGAUCCCGCUGCUCCUCGGACCGGGCUCGGUGAGGGCUCGGCACCGGCCCGGGCCCGCUGUGCCUCACACAGGGCUCGGCACCGGCCCGAUCCCGCUGCUCCUCGGACCGGGCUCGGCAUCGGCCCGGGUCCGGCUGCCCCUCAGACACGGCUUGGCACCGGCCCGGGCCCGCUGUGCCUCAGACAGGGCUCGGCACCGGCCCGAUCCCGCUGCUCCUUGGACCGGGCUCGGCAUCGGCCCGGGUCCGGCUGCCCCUCAGACACGGCUCGGCACCGGCCCGGGCACGCUGUGCCUCACACAGGGCUCGGCACCGGCCCGGGCCCGCUCUGCCUCAGACAGGGCUCGGCACCGGCCCGGGCCCGCUGCUCCUCGGACCGGGCUCGGCACGGGCCCGGCCCCGCUGUGCCUCAGACAGGGCUCGGUGAGGGUUCGGCACCGGCCCGGGCCCGAUCUGCCUCAGACAGGGCUCGGUGAGGGCUCGGCACCGGCCCGGCCCCGCCGUUCCCCGCCGGGUGCCGGUGAAGGUGAGGCUGUCCCUGCCAGCCCUCGCCGCUGCGGCACUCUCAAAUUGGGUUCUUGCACUACCAAGCGGUGA
Molecule: messenger RNA, 972 nt
Organism: Lonchura striata (white-rumped munia)
Lineage: Eukaryota; Metazoa; Chordata; Aves; Passeriformes; Estrildidae
Source: RefSeq, a predicted model, not a curated record